CAGGGUAUUAAAAUUACAAAUGGAACAAUCCUGAUUGGUUAACCUCCCACCAUUCCGCCUUUCCGAUUCCGUUUUCCUAGUGUCAUGGCGCAGCACUGAGCAUCUUGUUCUUUCUUUAACACGCCAAGAUGUCGAAGAGAGGACGUGGUGGUUCCGCAGGAGCCAAAUUUAGGAUAUCUCUGGGUUUGCCUGUUGGAGCUGUUAUUAACUGUGCAGACAACACUGGAGCAAAGAAUUUACAUGUUAUAGCUGUACAAGGUGUUAAAGGUAGAUUAAACCGUAUGCCUGCAGCUGGCUCAGGGGAUAUGAUCGUAGCCACUGUCAAGAAAGGAAAACCUGAACUCAGGAAAAAGGUUAUGCCGGCAGUGGUCAUCCGGCAACGGAAACCAUUCCGCAGGAAGGAUGGAGUCUUCAUAUACUUUGAGGACAAUGCAGGAGUAAUUGUUAAUAACAAGGGUGAAAUGAAAGGUUCUGCCAUCACAGGUCCAGUCGCUAAGGAGUGUGCAGAUCUGUGGCCAAGAAUCGCCUCCAAUGCCAGCAGUAUCGCGUAAACUCAUACACCGCCAUCCUGUAUAAAUCUAUUGUUCUCAAUAAAACAAACGUGGGCUUCAUUGA
This is a messenger RNA of Cephus cinctus (wheat stem sawfly), 615 nucleotides long. RefSeq names its product 60S ribosomal protein L23 (gene RpL23). Bases 129 to 551 code for a protein of 140 amino acids. Gene Ontology annotation, molecular function: large ribosomal subunit rRNA binding; structural constituent of ribosome. The record is from RefSeq and is a predicted model, not a curated record. Gene Ontology annotation, cellular component: ribosome; cytosolic large ribosomal subunit. Lineage: Eukaryota; Metazoa; Arthropoda; Insecta; Hymenoptera; Cephidae. Gene Ontology annotation, biological process: translation. The transcript is spliced from 4 exons.